Pezoporus occidentalis (night parrot) is the source of this 1179-nucleotide messenger RNA. It is a transcript of the gene CCDC61, whose product is annotated as coiled-coil domain containing 61. The annotation marks the transcript as partial. The transcript has 10 exons. The record is from RefSeq and is a predicted model, not a curated record. Lineage: Eukaryota; Metazoa; Chordata; Aves; Psittaciformes; Psittacidae.
GCUCCAGCGCUGCCGUUGUCCCCGCGUCCCCGCAGGCUGCAGCGGGCGCUGGAGGAGAAGCGGCGCUGCCAGGACGAGCUCCGGCGCCGGCACCGGGAGCUCCAGGCCCAGCUGGACGCGCUGAAGGCAUCGGAGCAGCGGCUCAAGCUUCGGGUCCAGACCCUCACAGCAGAGCUGGCGUCGAGCCGGAGGGGCCACAGGGCGCCCGCAGCUCCGGGGUCCCGAGAGAGGCGCCCCACAUCGCGGUCCCCAUCCCCUGCAGCCCCACCCCGCUUUGACCCCACUGCCUUUGUCCGGGCCCGGCAGCGGCGGCAGCAGCAGCUCCAGCCCCACAACCAGCGCCGUGGGGCAGGGGGCGGCAGCAGCAGCCCCGCCAGGAGCCGGGGACGCAGCUCCUCGGCCGAGAGCUGCCGGAGCCGCCGCUCGGGGCUGAGCUCAGGCAGUGGGGCUGAGGACCCCCCCCAGCGCCAGAGGAGGACCCCCCAUGGCCGGAGACCCCUCAGCACCUUGACCUGCAAUGGGGCCAGGGCGGGCCAGCGCGUGACCUCCUGCAAGCCCCCCACAACCAAGCGCCCCAGUAAAGAGCCCCACCACGACUCUGAACUUGCUGAGGUCGACGCGCGGCUGCGGGCGCUGCAGGAGGUCAUGGCCAGGAUGUUACCCCCCAGCAGCCAAUGGGAGCCCCCCGGGACCCACAUGUGACCAAUGGGAGCCCCCCAGGACCCACAUGUGACCAAUGGGACCCCCCCGGGACCCACAUGUGACCAAUGGGAGCCCCCCGGGACCCACAUGUGACCAAUGGGAGCCCCCCGGGACCCACAUGUGACCAAUGGGACCCCCCCCGGACCCACAUGUGACCAAUGGGAGCCCCCGGGACCCACGUGUGACCAAUGGGAGCCCCCCAGGACCCACAUGUGACCAAUGGGAUCCCCUCCAGGACCCACAUGUGGCCAAUGGGAGCCCCCCCCCAGGACCCACAUGUGACCAAUGGGAGCCCCCCAGGACCCACAUGUGACCAAUGGGAGCCCCCCGGGACCCACAUGUGACCAAUGGGAGCCCCCCCCCGGGACCCACAUGUGACCAAUGGGAGCCCCCCGGGACCCACAUGUGACCAAUGGGACCCCCCCAGGACCCACAUGUGACCAAUGGGAGCCCCCCGGGACCCACAUGUGACCAAUG